This is a messenger RNA of Cicer arietinum (chickpea), 809 nucleotides long. The record is from RefSeq and is a predicted model, not a curated record. NCBI's taxonomy places the organism in Eukaryota, Viridiplantae, Streptophyta, Magnoliopsida, Fabales, Fabaceae.
UCUCCUAUAGUAUAACCACCAAACAAACAAACAAACAAACACUAUUCUUCUUCUUCUUCUCUUCCUCUUGGUUCAACUCACUCACCCUCAACACUAACACUAAUAUUCGAAUCUAAUCUAAUCUCUUAUGGCAGAUCAACAAACUUCUCACCAACCCAGUCGUUUACAGAAGCGAGCACCUUCUUCCUUGCAAAUUAACCGUUCCCUUCAAUGGAACGUCGCCAUCCCCCUCCUUUCUCCGUUAGCUUCUUCUCCGCCUCCCCAACCAAUAGAUACCAGACCCUCUCAGGAUCCGUCUCACCGCCAUCAAGGAACCGCCGCCGAACCGGAGAAAGUCGUUGUCACGUUUAAAAACUGGCAGCACCCAGCGGCUCCUUUCUGCUACGACCCGGCUCCGAUUGUGCCUCCGUUUGUUCCCGUGUAGUUAAUGAUGAUGAUCUGAUAGUCCGUAAUAAUAUUUAGUCAGAAAUUAUCAGAAUCAAUAGAUCUAAUCCAACGGUCUAUCUUUUUUUUUCUUUCAAUUUGAUGGGGAAAAGUUUUUUCCGAUUUUGCACGCUGGGGGCUAUGCUAUGAUGAAUAAAUCAACAGACCCUGUGUGUUUCUUUCUAUUUUUAGCUUUUCCCCUUUUUACUCCUUUAUUAUAUUUAUAAUUAUUAUUUUUAAUUUUGGGGUUUCGAUUAGAUUAUUACUUCAUAGGAAUAUGUAACCCCUUUUUAUUUGCGCAAUCUGUUUCUCUAUCAAUUAGAUUGUAUAUAUAAAAUUUGAAGCAUAUUGUUAAUGUUUAUUAAUAUUAUUAGUAUUUAAUUCAA